Molecule: messenger RNA, 465 nt
Organism: Brassica oleracea var. oleracea
Lineage: Eukaryota; Viridiplantae; Streptophyta; Magnoliopsida; Brassicales; Brassicaceae
Exons: 1
Coding region: 1-465 (154 amino acids)
Source: RefSeq, a predicted model, not a curated record
AUGGCUGAUCAACAAACAAACCUUGAUCGCGCUUAUGGCGUUACAAACAUAAAAAAGCAUAUUCCUCUCAUUCUCGACAUUGAUGAUCAUAACAACGACGCAUGGAAAGAACUUUUCCUCACUCACUGCCAGUCCUUCGAUGUCUCAGGACACCUUGAUGGUACUCUUCUUCCUGCAGACGACAAUGACCAUCGAUGGAAAAAGAGAGAUGGUCUGGUCAAGCUUUGGCUAUAUGGCACUAUAUCAAAGAAUCUCUUCAAAAGCGCGUUCAUAACUGGUGGUACAGCACGUCAAAUCUGGAUCAAAGUGGAGAGCUUUUUCCGCAACAACAAAGAAGCCAGAGCCAUCCAGUUAGAUCAUGAUCUCAGGACAAAAGAAAUUGGUGACAAAUCCAUCCAUACCUACGCCAGGAACUCAAAUCAAUCUCCGAUCUUGAUGCAGAGAGAAUAUUUAGGAAUAUUCUAA